Messenger RNA from Oreochromis niloticus (Nile tilapia), 2167 nucleotides. RefSeq names its product chemokine-like receptor 1. The transcript is spliced from 2 exons. The coding region runs from base 25 to 1080 and encodes 351 amino acids. The record is from RefSeq and is a predicted model, not a curated record. Gene Ontology annotation, molecular function: G protein-coupled receptor activity; complement receptor activity. Lineage: Eukaryota; Metazoa; Chordata; Actinopteri; Cichliformes; Cichlidae. Gene Ontology annotation, biological process: complement receptor mediated signaling pathway; positive regulation of cytosolic calcium ion concentration; inflammatory response. Gene Ontology annotation, cellular component: plasma membrane.
CACUUCACCAAAGGUCUCAAAACAAUGACUGCGAUGACCCCAGAAAAUUUCAGUCAAAGGAAUACAAGUGCUACACCUGAUGUAGAUGAUUUUUUGGUUAACUUGCCUCAGUAUCUCAUCACCAUGUCUAUCACUGUUUCCUCCCUGGUCUCUGUCCUCGGUGUGCUCGGGAAUGGAUUGGUUAUCUGGGUGACCGGGUUCAGGAUGAAGAAAUCUGCUAACACAGUUUGGUACCUCCACCUUGCUGUGGCCGACUUCAUCUUUGCAGCAUUUCUGCCCUUUAGUGUGACAUUCCUGGCUUUGCGGUUUCACUGGCCUUUCGGUAAUUUCAUGUGCAAGCUGGACGCCACUACAGUCUCUCUGAACAUGUUUGCCAGUGUCUACAUUCUGGUGGUGAUCAGUGUGGACAGAUGUGUGUCUGUGGUGUGGCCUGUCUGGGCUCAGAACCACCGAAAUGUGCGCAACGCAUUCUAUGCGAGUCUGUGUGUUUGGGUGGUGGCUUUGAUUGUCAACAUUCAAUAUUUUUUUUACAUGCACACAGAGGAAGUGUCUAAAGACGCAACUUACUGCUUCAGCAGUGUUGAGGAUUUUAAAUAUGCAACACCAUCUGUCUUUCAUACCAUUUCUACGAUCCACUUCCUUCUUGGAUUUGCAGUCCCCUUCACUGUCAUUGUCUCUUGUUAUGCUGUCAUCAUCCAUCGUCUCAGGAGAAACCGCACACUGGCCAGCCAAUCAAGUCGCCCCUUUAAAGUUAUUGCUUCUGUUAUUGUCACUUUUUUUCUGUGCUGGGCUCCCUAUCACAUCAUUCAGCUGGUGGUAUUUAUGGUACCAAAUGCACUAUUUAACUAUGCCAUUCUAAAUGGGAUCUUUGUUGCCACAAAUUUGGUCACUCUUCACUGCUGCUUGAAUCCACUGCUGUAUGUCUUCUUGAGACAAGAUUUUAAGGAUGAAAUCCGAAAAUCUAUCCUGAAUGUGCUGGAGAGUGCCUUCCAGGAAGAGGAGACACACUCUCCCAGUGACAUGAAGUCAGUGAACACCAGGCAGAGCAGAGAGAAGUCAGGUUUGAUUACUGAGGUAUAAGGCUGUAUAUGAGGUAAAUAAACAUGUUAAAAUCUUUAGUAGAAAAUUUCUUUUUUUACUAGCUGUAAAUAUUACUCCAGAGUAAAUCUUUAUAAAUCUUUAUAAACCUUUAAUAAAUGAAACUUUGUUUAAUUUUGUUCAAAUAAACCCCGCUCAUAAAAUUAUGAAAGCAGCUAAUGGUACAAAUGGUACUGUGAUGUAUUAUUUCUGUGCUGUGUUGUUUUUCUUGCCUCUUCAGCUCACAGCUCUACAUCAACUUUGUGCUAUUAUCAUUAUUAUUAUUAUUAUUGCUUUAACUAACUCAUGAAGUCUGCCAUUCAUUUCCAUAUAUUAAUAAUCAGUGUUAUGUUUUAUGUCAAUAUCUUAUUAUGAGCUGACCACCACUGAGUUCUCAUGUAAACAUUUACAUUUUAUAUUAAAUAUUUGACAUUCCUACAUUUCCAUUAUUAACAUAUAUGACUAUUAUAUAAUUAUCAUUAUGUUACUAUCUCAGACAAUCUCACUGAUAGUUUCUCUCUUUAAAAGUUUUUUUGACCCCAGAGACAUCAAUAAAUAAUAACAAUAGUGAUCAUUCGUAUUAUAUUUAUACUUACAUUUUAUUUUAUUUAUUUAUCAGCCAAGGUGUUUAAAAAACUAUGGGCCAUUAUCACAAGAGGUUUUUGUCAGUUUGUUAAAGUUUUCUAUUCCCAUUCUGGUCAAAUUUGGCUUCAUCGUUUGUUUACAGUACAGUUACAGAGCCAAGUGACAACAAAUCAAAAGACUGCUGCCUGUCAGUGGCCAAGAGCAACCUGUAUUAAGUUUGAAUACUGUUAUAAAUUGAAACAGAACUUAUAACUUUAUUAGUGUGUAAAUAGUUUUUCACUGUUCUAUUUAACUUUUGGUGACAGUAGAAAGACUGAAGCAGGGGAUCGAGUGGGAGAGAAAGGGAGAAAGCUGGAUGAAGAUGGCAAAAAGAGAGAGAGCGCAACAGAAAUAAGUAAGAGCAGACGUGUAGUCAAAGUCAACAAAAAAUUUAAAAGCCAACAUCGCUUCCAUCUAGUUCAUAUUCAUUGAUGAUGAUGUCACAUAACUGUAUUCUAGGCAGUGU